Molecule: messenger RNA, 2955 nt
Organism: Camelus dromedarius (Arabian camel)
Lineage: Eukaryota; Metazoa; Chordata; Mammalia; Artiodactyla; Camelidae
Gene: TMPRSS13
Product: transmembrane serine protease 13
Exons: 12
Coding region: 1-1527 (508 amino acids)
Biological process (GO): proteolysis
Cellular component (GO): membrane
Molecular function (GO): serine-type endopeptidase activity; protein binding
Source: RefSeq, a predicted model, not a curated record
AUGGCGGGGGAGCAGCUCGAGAGACGGCCUUCACUCUGCUUUCAGAAUGUUCCCCCGGCAAGGACGCCUCCUGCCCGGGCUUCCUCGGCCCAAGGAUCCCCGGCCCGUGCAUCACCUUCCAGGUCAUCGUCCAGCAGGUCUUCCACGUCAGUCUCCACGACAUCCUCUCCAAUGAGAGUCUACCUGGUUAGAGCAACGCCAGUGGGGGCCGUACCUGUCCGGGCAUCUCCUGCCAGGUCCCAGCCAGCUGCCAGGACCACUGGGGAAAGCCCAGGUAUCAGCUUGCCCAAGUUCACCUGGCAGGAGGGCCAGAAGCGGCUGCCGCUCAUCGGAUGUAUCCUUCUCCUCAUCACCCUCGUGGUGUCGCUCAUCGUUCUCUUCUACUUCUGGCGGGGCCACACAAGAGUCAAGUACAAGGAGCCAGUAGAGAGCUGCCCCAAGCAUGCUGUGCGCUGUGAUGGGGUCGUGGACUGUAAGCUGAAGAGUGAUGAGCUGGGCUGUGUGAGGUUUGACUGGGACAAAUCCCUGCUUAAAGUCUACUCUGGACCCUUCCAGAAGUGGCUUCCUGUCUGCAGUGAUGGCUGGAAUGACUCCUACUCAGACAAGACCUGCCAGCAGCUGGGUUUCAUGAGUGCUUACCGGACAACCAAGGUGACCAACAGGGACUUUGCCAGCAGUUUCUCAAUCUCUGAGUAUAACUCCACCAUCCAGGAGAGCCUCUACAGGGAUGAAUGCCCUUCUCAGCAGUAUGUCUCUCUACAGUGUUCCCACUGUGGACUGAGGGCCAUGACCGGGCGGAUCGUGGGAGGGGCUCUGGCCCCAGAGAGCAAGUGGCCUUGGCAAGUUAGUCUGCAGUACGGCAACACCCACAUUUGUGGGGGCACACUGAUCGACGCCCAGUGGGUGCUCACCGCUGCCCACUGCUUCUUCGUGACCCGGGAGAAGAUCCUGGAGGGCUGGAAGGUGUACGUGGGCACCAACAACCUGCAUCACCUGCCCGAGGCAGCCUCCAUCGCCCAGAUCAUCAUCAAUGGCAACUACACGGAUGAGCAGGAUGACUACGACAUCGCCCUCAUGCGGCUCUCCAAGCCCCUGACCCUGUCGGCUCAUGUCCACCCUGCCUGCCUCCCCAUGCAUGGACAGACCUUCAGCCUCAAUGAGACCUGCUGGAUCACAGGCUUUGGCAAGACCAAGGAGACAGAUGAGAAGACAUCCCCUUUCCUCCGGGAGGUGCAGGUCAGCAUCAUUGACUUCAAGAAGUGUAAUGACUACUUGGUCUACGACAGUUACCUCACCCCAAGGAUGAUGUGUGCUGGGGACCUGCGGGGAGGCAGAGACUCCUGCCAGGGAGACAGUGGGGGGCCUCUGGUCUGCGAGCAGAACAACCGCUGGUACCUGACAGGAGUCACGAGCUGGGGCACAGGCUGUGGCCAGAGAAACAAACCCGGCGUGUACACCAAAGUGACAGAAGUCCUCCCCUGGAUAUACAGCAAGAUGGAGAGUGAGGCGCGCUUUCGGAAAUCUUAAGCAGCUGUCCUGCUCCACUUGACGGCACUGGCUGCUGUGAAAACUCUGGCCAAAGUGACCGGGCCAUUUGCAGCAGCAUCCGGGCUAAAGGCCACCAGAUACUUUCAUGACUGCCACCUUCAGCGUCUGCUGCCUCUGAACACACACACGUGUGUGUGUGCAUGUGUGCCUGGGUAUAUGUGUGUGUCACCGCUUUCCCAAGGUCUUCAGAAACCAGGAGAGCUGUCAACUCUUCCCAAACCCCAGGCUGGAAAUCACCUGGAGAUAACUGUCUGGGCACCGUGGAGGUUCCCAUGGGGGUGCCCAAAACAGAUGGAGGAGGCAGAGCCCAGGGAAGGGCCUGGAAGGUCACAUCAGGAAUUCUUGCUCCUUUGACUCUGACUCAGACUAGCCCAGGAUGGGCAGCCACCCGGUGGCCCAGCCAUCACUGCCGUCAAGGGACAGUGAGAGGUUUCAUGGAGUGCCUGCACUGUCCCUAGUGGGAAGAUAUUCCUGUUGGCAUUCCCAGCAUCCUGCUCUCUCUGAGCCGUCCUGCUGGUGCCACUGGUGUGGAGCGGGGCUGUGCCAUGGCUGUCCAUGCUGACCACUGUGAGCAGGGCUCACUGUCCUUGUUUGGUCACAGGCUGCUGGAGGCAAAUUUCAUUUCAUUUUUUUUAUAUAUUCAAGAAAGGGAAGUAGACGUAUUUUUAAAGAUUCUCCAAAAAUUCCAGGAGCCAAGAGAGCUAGCAUCAGUCACCCCAAGAACUCCGAGGGACCCCUGGGAGCUGAGCUCUGGAGUCCCGUGGAAUGCUCCUGGCCUCAAGGGACUGGAUGAAGGGGUCCCGUUGAGAUACUCAGGGAAGUGAAUCCUACGUGGGCCGGCGGACAAAUCCAACACAAAGACAGCCGCAACGGCUGCUGCAUUUCGGGGCUGCAAGGGCACAAAGGAAGCGAUGCUGCUUCUCCGUGAGCCCCCGGAGCCUGGGGACAUCCAUGUGGACCGGCAUCUCUCACACCUGGGGCCGUCUUGGGACUUUGGAGCUUCCUCACCACCUUUCGAUGUCUCAGUAGUUCCAGAGACAUAGCAUUGUCAUGAAAACUGUCACGAAGGGAAAGCCGACUCUGUCCCCAGGCCCUCCAAACAGCCCUUCUGAAGGAUCCGAGUCGCCCCCUCUUGCAGGCCAUCAGCACGCCCAGCCUCUGCACCAGCUGAAGUCCUGGACCGUUCCCCAUCCUUUUCUCUGGGGCGCCCAUGCCUCCUGCAGUUCCAUUCUCCUCGCCUUCCUUGGGAUUGUCUGGUGGUGCUCUGACUCCCAGAGGUGUGGUCCAAGCAGAUCAGCCCAGCCCAGCACAGGCAGGCGGCUGCUGGGGCGAUUGUUCUGGAAGAGCAGGCUGGAGCUGGCUAGUGUGGCUGGGCAGAGUCUGAAGGGGCUGGUUGCAUGUCAUUAA